Pelobates cultripes (western spadefoot toad) is the source of this 183-nucleotide messenger RNA. The record is from the annotation of a GenBank genome assembly. Lineage: Eukaryota; Metazoa; Chordata; Amphibia; Anura; Pelobatidae.
AUGGCGCAAGAAGGCCCCCGUGAUGAGCAGCUGGAUUUCAGCGCUCCAAUGCGAAUACCCAUCAUUCACCCAGACGGCAGAGACACACACCUCUUCGCCCCCAGUGUGACCAACGUGACACAGAUGCCCCCACCUUACUAUACCGGGGGUGCAAGACAGAUACAUGCACUGGUAACAGACUAG